Pieris macdunnoughi is the source of this 699-nucleotide messenger RNA. The record is from the annotation of a GenBank genome assembly. NCBI's taxonomy places the organism in Eukaryota, Metazoa, Arthropoda, Insecta, Lepidoptera, Pieridae.
AUGGACCACCACAUGCACCAUGCAAACCAUGGCAGCCAUAUAGAUGUAGGAAUGGAACAGCAUAUGGGACAUGAAGAGCAUGUUAUGAAUAGUUCAGAUUUUAAUGAAGGUAUAAAUGAAAUGUUUAACAUAUCGAGUGUAGACAUGAUGCCUGGUGACCCACAAGCUAAGGCUCAUGAAGGUCAUCACCAUAACCACCAUGUUGGACAUGAAAUGAGUAUGAGUAUGACAUUUCACGGAGGUUACAAAGAAGUUAUUCUUUUCUCAUGGUGGAAGGUAUCAGAACUUGGAGAAUUUUUUGGAUCCUUUCUAGCAAUCUUUCUCAUUGCUCUAUGUUAUGAAGGGCUCAAGUACUACAGAAAACAUUUACUAUGGAAAACUUAUACAGGCCUUCAAUAUUGUGCUGUUGCUCCACCAGACAAGGGAGUAGCUAAUAUUUGCAAUCCAGAUGAGCCUCAAGUUAUACAGCCGGUUCCACAUGCACUAGACAGGAAUGUUCCAACAAUGAUGAGUACAGCACAUGCUUGGCAAACAGUACUUCAUGGUUUUCAAGUACUUGUAAGCUAUAUGUUAAUGUUGGUGUUCAUGACAUAUAAUACAUGGCUUUGUGCAGCAGUUGUGCUAGGAUCUGCAACUGGAUACUUUUUAUUUGGUUGGCGCGAGUCUGUUGUUGUGGACUUCACAGAACAUUGUCACUGA